Paramuricea clavata is the source of this 2250-nucleotide messenger RNA. The record is from the annotation of a GenBank genome assembly. Lineage: Eukaryota; Metazoa; Cnidaria; Anthozoa; Malacalcyonacea; Plexauridae.
AUGGCGCGGAAUGUCUCAUGCCGCUUUGUUUAUCUGGACGAUGGUAUCUCGGGGCAUAAACAGCGCUUAGAUGCUGUCGCUGCUAGUAUAAUUCACAAGAACAAUCUAACUUUAUCCGGUUUGGUUGCUAAUGAUGAGAAGUGUCAUUGGGAACCAAUGCAGGUUGGGGAAUGGCUUGGCCAUUUUGAAAUUCCGCCUCGCAAGAUAGAGAAAGCCAAGAAAAAUAUCGAGUCUGUUUUGUCCUCAAAGUGUAUUUCAUAUAGAGAACUUGCUAAAAUUGCUGGUUUUAUUAAUUCUCUCUAUUUAGCUGUGGGGCCUUCGGUAAGGCUUUUCACUCGGCAGCUUUUUUAUACGAUUUCCCAGCGAGGCUCCUGGUCCGAUUACGUUACUGAUAUUCCGCCUCUCCUAGUUGAAAAAUUAAGAUUUUGGUUAACUAAUCUUGGCUGUCUUAAUGGGUACUCCAUGACGCCCAAGGUGUCGGCCGAACCACUCUAUAUAUAUACAGAUGCUAGUAGCUUUGGUUACGGCGGUUAUUUGGCCUCAUCGCAUGAAUUUAAAGCUCAGGGCCAUUGGACUUUGCAACAAAAAGUCAAAAGUUCAACAUUCCGAGAAUUGUUAGCUAUAUUGCAGGUGUUAAAAGUAUUCCUCAAGCAUUUAGAGCAUAAGAGGAUAAAAGUAUUUUCAGACAGUCAAAGUGCGUGUCGCAUCGUUCUAGUUGGUAGUAGAGUUCCCGAACUUCAACACAUUGCAGUUGAAAAUUUCAACCUUUGUUUUUUCAGUGACAUACAGAUUGAAUCGCAAUGGAUACCUCGAACACAAAAUCAGAUUGCCGAUGCAUUAAGCAAAGCAACUGAUUUAGAUGAUUGGCAGUUACAACCACAAUUAUUCAACUUAUUACAUGCCAAAUGGGGUCCUUUCAGCAUCGAUCGGUUUGCCUCUAGUCAUAAUAAGCAAUUGCCGCGAUUCAAUUCACGUUUUUGGUGUCCAGACGCUGAGGCGGUUGAUUGUUUUACUCAAAAUUGGUCAAACGACACAAAUUGGUUGUGCCCGCCAGUGUCUUUAGUUAUACCUACGAUUCCGGCAUAUGUGCAGCUGCAAGGGUAAAGGCACGCUUAUUGUGCCAUAUUGGCCUUCGGCCAUUUUUUGGCCUAUGAUAAUUGCCCGGGCCAGAGUGGUAUGCUUCAUUUAUUAAAGAAACAUUAGUUUUACCUAAGUGUCCACAGAUGUGUAUUCCUGGUAAAGGGCAGUUAAUUGCAUAUCAGAGCAAGCCAUCGGUUUUCAUGGGUACACCAAGCUUUGACUUGUUGGCUUUGCGAAUUGCAUGCAUGUUAGCAGUUCGUGGCCUUUAGCGCCGAUGCCAAUUUUUGGCCUAUUUCAUUAAUUUGUGCUCUUUCAUUAUUUUGUGCUCUUUCGAGCUAAGAAUAAAGAGUAUGUAGUUGACCUUGUGGUUUUGUCUUGUCAUUGCCUGGCGUAAUAUGCCUUUUUUGAGCUGCCCGCGUUUUACAGUUUUGCUAUUUAUAUACUAUUUAUCAAUGUUGAUUUAGACGAAUUUCGAGUUGGUGUGUGGAAAGAUUGUCUUCAGAUUCAGGAUCGUUCACUGUUGCGUUUGGCGUUGUCACUUCCCGAAGUCGUGUUGAGUGCUAAAGCUCAGACUACUACGUCACAUUAUGCUUAUGCUUGGAAUCGCUGGAAGACGUGGUCUAAGUCUAAGCUUGGUGUCGCUUAUCUUCCAGCUCAACCCAUGUGUGUUGCGUUGUAUCUACGUGAUCUGUUAGAAUCUGCACAGACUUCUUCUCCAAUCGAUACCGCUAUUUAUAGUAUUCGAUGGGGACAUUCCAUGGCUGGUUUCCCAUCUCCGACCGAUCAUCCAAUUGUCAAAUCAACUUAUGAAGGUUGUAAAAGAAUUCUUGCAAUAUGUUGCGACGGUUGGUGGACAUGCAUGGCCACAGCACCGCAUCUCCAGCCGACCUUCGUCUACUCUUCAUUGUUCUAGUUGGCUACAGCGGGUUCUUAAGUAUAAGUGAAAUACUGGCCAUUCAAUUAAAGCAGAUAGAAAUUGUUUCGCAUGGUAUGUCUAUAUUUGUUCCAAGACGUAAGAACGACCAGUUUAGAUCGGGAAAUACGAUUCAUAUAGCCAGAUCGGGCAAAUCCACUUGUCCGGUGGCUAUUACCGAGCGACUGUUCCAAAUGUUACCUGAUAAUUCUGAUUCUUGUAAUCCAGUUGUACGUACAGGUGUAGAAUUAAGUACG